AACCAAACAAAGUAGUCUAUAGUGUCCAAAACCCUAACCCCUACUAGUAAAAACUAAAAACUAAAAACCUUUGGUUUUGGCUUUUGCUCUGCCGUUCAGCUACAAAGUCAAAGAUGGGUCGGAAACUCGAGGACUCCACCACCACCGGCGUUCUUCCUGGCGAUUCAGAACCCCCACAAAACCCAGAAAAUAAGAUAAAGAAGAAGAAGAAGAAUAAGAAUAAGCAAAGGAACAAGGACAAAGCCGAAGAACCUGAAGCUAGUAAUCCCAAGCGAAAGCACGAAGAAAUCGAGCCCAAGGAGAAGAAGAGCAAGAAUAAGAAACCGAAAGAGGAUGAGAAGGAAAGCAAAACCCACCAAGGAAAAGAAGAGGAUGAAGCUGUGGAAGAUGGUCUGGUCGUGGUGAGUGGGCAUAAUGUGAAAUUGGGUAAGUAUGCUCCUUUGAAGUCCUUCGCCGAGUCGGGUCUGCCCCAAGAGGUUUUGGAGUGCUGCAAGAACUUCCAGAGCCCCUCUUCCAUUCAGUCCCGUGCCUGGCCUUUCUUAUUGGACGCUCGUGACUUUAUCGGCAUUGCCGCCACCGGCUCAGGUAAGACACUGGCAUUUGGGGUGCCGGCAAUUAUGCAUGUGUUGAACAAACGAAAAGGAAAGAUGUCGAAGGGGCGUAAUCCGCUUUGCCUCGUGCUUUCACCGACUAGGGAGCUAGCUCAACAAAUUUCAGAUGUUCUGUGUGAUGCUGGGAAAUCUUGUGGUGUGGAAUCAGUUUGUCUAUACGGAGGAACCUCAAAAGGACCUCAGAUAGCUUCUUUGAAGUCUGGUGUUGACAUUGUCAUUGGAACACCUGGUCGUUUAAAGGAUCUGAUUGAAAUGGGAGUGUGCUGCCUUAAGGAGGUGUCAUUUGUGGUUCUUGAUGAAGCCGAUCGAAUGCUGGAUAUGGGAUUUGAGCAAGAAGUUCGCUCUAUUCUGGGUCAGACCUGUUCUGCUCGCCAAAUGGUAAUGUUCAGUGCCACGUGGCCUCUCUUAGUUCAUCAAUUAGCUCAGGAGUUCAUGGAUCCUAAUCCAGUUAAGGUUGUUGUAGGUUCAGAGGAUUUAGCUGCCAACCAUGAUGUAAUGCAGAUAGUGGAGGUUUUGGAUGAUCGUUCACGUGAUCAGCGUUUAGUCACUCUGCUGGAAAAAUACCACCAAUCCCAAAGGAAUAGAGUAUUGGUUUUUGUCUUGUACAAAUAUGAAACAAAACGUGUCGAAAAUAUGCUGUUAGAAAGGGGUUGGAAUGUUGUUUCAAUACAUGGUGACAAAGCACAACAUGAACGUACAAAGGCAUUGUCAUUAUUCAAGAAAGGAAGCUGCCCUUUGAUGAUAGCUACUGACGUAGCUGCUCGAGGAUUGGAUAUUCCGGAUGUUGAAGUGGUGAUCAACUAUAGUUUUCCUCUGACCACAGAGGACUAUGUCCACAGAAUUGGGCGGACUGGACGGGCUGGUAAAAAGGGUGUUGCUCAUACAUUCUUCAUGCAGCAGAACAAGGGGCUUGCUGGCGAGCUGGUAAAUGUCCUCAGAGAAGCCGGGCAAAUUGUGCCCGAGGCCCUUUUAAAAUUUGGCACUCAUGUAAAGAAGAAGGAGUCCAAGCUUUAUGGGGCUCACUUCAAGGAAAUUUCUCUAGAUGCUCCAAAGGCUAAAAAGAUUACAUUUGAUGACUCUGAUGAUGAUGACUGAAUCAUGGGGUAAUCCAAACUCAUUCUUCUGUAGGCACAGACGAAAAUAUAUAGAGCUGAUUAUUGAAAUUAGCGACCUCCAUUACCCUCCUAACUGAGCCUUCCACAACGACUGUGGCAAGUUUAACCUUGAAUAUGCCAUUUAUUUUCUGAUCUAAAAGUUGAGUAAUAUAUAUUGUUUUCCGAACUCCUUGGUGGAGUAACAUUUUUGUUGCUAAAUGCUGAACAAUCAGCCUUGUUAAAUUGUAUUUAAUUAUUUUCCAAUUCCUUUACCAAUUAUUGCAUGGA
Molecule: messenger RNA, 1993 nt
Organism: Quercus lobata
Lineage: Eukaryota; Viridiplantae; Streptophyta; Magnoliopsida; Fagales; Fagaceae
Gene: STRS1
Product: DEA(D/H)-box RNA helicase family protein
Exons: 13
Coding region: 114-1706 (530 amino acids)
Molecular function (GO): RNA helicase activity; nucleic acid binding; ATP binding
Source: RefSeq, a predicted model, not a curated record